Messenger RNA from Condylostylus longicornis, 4916 nucleotides. It is a transcript of the gene sog, whose product is annotated as dorsal-ventral patterning protein Sog. The coding region runs from base 582 to 3635 and encodes 1017 amino acids. Lineage: Eukaryota; Metazoa; Arthropoda; Insecta; Diptera; Dolichopodidae. Gene Ontology annotation, molecular function: protein binding. Gene Ontology annotation, biological process: multicellular organism development. The record is from RefSeq and is a predicted model, not a curated record. The transcript has 7 exons.
AACAAGAAAAAAACAAAAAAAAACAAAAUACAAAUAAAUUAUUUAUUUUUGUUUGAGAAAAAAAUAAAACAAAAAAAAAAAAUAAAAUUUAAAAAGAAUUUUUUUUUAAUUCUUAAUUUUUUUUUUAAAAACGUAUGUGUUUGUAAAAUAAAAAUAAAAAAAAAAUCAAAAUAACUUGCGUAUACAAAAAUCAGUGCUACAAAAUGAAAUAUUAAAACGGUAAAACUCAAAUCUUUACCGCAUAGUUAUAUACCACAAAAUUUAAAUUCUCCAAUGUAAAAUUGAUACUACAUAAUCUGAUGGUGUUUGUUUAGCAACAUUGACUGCAUUAUCGACAUUAAAAAAUGAUCUAAACAGAAACACAAGUGAAAAACUUAAGAAAAAUUUAUAAAUUUAGUACAAAAAUAUUAGAAUUAAAACAAAAAAAAAAAAUAAUAAUAAUAAAAACUUUAUUUUAAAUUUUAUAAAAUAAAAUAAAAAAAAAAAAUUCUAAGUCAUUUAAAUUAUUACAUAUAUACAUAUACACAUAUAUUUUUUUUACGAAUUUCAAAUUCCAAAAAAAAAAAAAAAAGAAAAAAAAAAUGUCACCGUAUAUUUCCAAAUUAUAUUUAUUAAUAAAAUUUACAACAAUAUUUACAACAUUAAUUUUAAUUAAAAAUGUUGAAACAAGACGUCAUUCACCACUUCUUGUCGAAGAUGACGGUGCUGCACGUAGAAAUAAUCGACCAGCUGUUUCAGAAUGCCAAUUUGGCAAAUCAUUGAAGGAGCUAGGAUCGACAUGGUAUGCAGAUUUGGGACCUCCUUUUGGUGUUAUGUAUUGCAUCAAAUGUGAAUGUAUUGCGGUACCAAAAAAACGUAGAAUAGUCGCAAGAGUUCAAUGUCGAAAUAUUAAAAAUGAAUGUCCACCAGCUGAUUGUGACGAUCCAGUUUUAUUACCUGGAAGAUGUUGUAAAAUUUGUCCUGGAGACGAAACUGAAACGGAAAUACCUCAGGAUUAUCCUGUCCAGGUAAAUGCAGAUGAGGAAGAGCGCAACAUGAAACAUUUCGCCGCUCUAUUAACUGGAAGGACAUCGGCAUUUUUAAAGCUUGAGGAAAUGAAAUCAAUGUAUUCCAUAAAUAAUCCUCAAAAUGCUAUUGCAACAGCAAGAUUUACGUUUCAUAAGAAAAAUCUUUAUUAUUCAUUUUAUUUGUCAAGUAAAAUAGUUCGGCCUAGAGCUAUACAAUUUAUUGAUAAUAUUGGAAAUAUAUUAGAGGAACACAAUUUAAUGACACCUUUAAAUGGACUUUUAAGUAGUUAUCAAAAUUCAACUGGUAAAAUUUGUGGUGUAUGGAGACGGAUACCACGUGACUACAAGAGACUUUUAAGAGAUGAAAAAUUAUUUGUUAUAUUACUAUGGGAUAGAAAAUUUCAAUCAGAAUUAGCAUUGGCAGGUAGAAUAGCACGUUAUACUGCUUUAUCAACAGAAUUAUUUAGUUCAUUAUUGGAACCUGGAAUUGGAACUAUACCGGAACAAAUGAAUGGAUCUGGUGGUACAGCUAUUGUUUCAACUACAAGUGGUGCUGCAUCUUCAGUUCAUUUAACAAUUGUAUUUAAUGGUAUAUUCGGUCCAGAUGAUACUUUUGAUGUACCCAUAAAUAUCAGAAUUGAAUCACCAGAAAGGAAAGAAAUUAUAUUAGAUGAAAUUCAAAAAAUUAAAAAACCUUCUCCAGAAAUAAAUAUAUUAGAAAUAUCAUCUCCGAUUUCAAUACAAAAUUUAAGACUUUUAGGUCGUGGAAAAUUAAUUUUAACAGUUGAAUCUCGAAAAUAUUUGAAUUUAAAAAUCCAAGGUCAUAUUAUAACACGGGCAACCUGUGAACUUUUCCAAACACUUUUAACUCCAUCAAAUCAAAAUUCAAAUAGCAUUGUAAGGACAAACAGUGGUCUUGCAUGGGUUUAUCUAAACACAGACGGUUCAUUAGCCUAUAAUAUUCAAACAAAUGAAUUAAGAGAAUCAGAACGACCAAAUAUUACAUUAACUGAUGAUAAUGGACGAAAAAAAGGAAUACUCGAGGAUUUGUCAGCAAAUUUUAAUUAUAAUCAGGCUAUUGGUACUGUCGAUAAAUUAGGACCAAGAGUUUUAGAAGCUUUAUAUUCAGGUGAUUUGGGUGUGAAUAUUGCAUUAGAAAACAACACACAGGUAAUUCGAGGACGACUAACAUCACGAUAUGUCGCCGAUGCUAGAGAUUCAUCAGAGCCAAUAUUGUUAAAACACCAUAAAUCAUUAGCUCAUCCAUCCAAUACUUAUUAUAUGGGUAUGGCUUGGAUUGCAAUAGAUAAUGAAUGUAAUCUUCAUUAUGAAGUAACCAUAAGUGGGAUUAACAAUAAUCAACAAAUAUUUCAAAUAUAUUUAGAAGAGAAACCUAUUGAAGCUAUCGGUGCACCAAUUUCAAGGAAAUUACUUGAAGAAUUCUCUGGAACACAUUUAGAAGGAUUUGUUUUGAAUAUGCCAUAUAAUGAAUUAGCUAAAUUAGAAUCAAGUGUUUGUUAUUUAGAAAUUUAUUCAAAAGCUUCAAAAGAAUUACUAUUGCGUGGUAAAUUAAAAUCAACAAAAGUUCCAAGCCAUUGUUAUCCAGUUUUUACUGACAAUAAUGUUCCAAAUGUUAACGUAAUACCAAAUGAUCAUAACGAUAAUAUGCUAUUGUCACAUGAAACAAAAUGUUUUCACUCAGGUCGCUUUUACGAUGAAGCGGAACAAUGGAGAAGUACCCGUGAAAUUUGUACAAUGUGCACUUGUCAAUAUGGUCGUGUAAUAUGUGACGCUAUUAAAUGUCCUAAUCCAAAAUGUAAACCAAAUGAACAUUUAGUAACACGUGAAGGAGAAUGUUGUCCAACAUGUAUUUCAACCAAAUUUCUUCAAGAUACGGCCAUAAUAUCAAAUUUUAAUAAUUCAAAUAAAGGUUGUCAAUUAGGUAAUGAAAUAUAUUUACCUGGUGCAACCUGGCAUCCAUAUCUACCACCAAUGGGUUUCGAUAUUUGUACAACAUGUGUAUGUGAUCCAAAUACAUUACAAGUUCAAUGCCCAAGAAUUGUAUGCCCCCAAUUAGAUUGUCCAGAAAAAAUUGCUUACCGACCAGAUAAAAAAGCUUGCUGUAAAAUUUGUCCUGAAUCAAGAUCAUUAAAUAACGUAGAAAAAAAUUCAUCAAAUGCAGAAAAUAAUAAUAAUCAAAAUUAUUUACGCGACGAAGGAUCGAUCAGAAGUUUUCAGAAACGUAAUGAAGAAAUUUUAGCAAACGGGGGUUGCAAAGUAAUAAAUGUGUUUUAUGAAAAUGGACAGGAAUGGCAUCCAAUUAUAGCAUCACAUGGUGAACAGAAAUGUGUUAAUUGCAGAUGCAAGGAUGGAAAAGUAACUUGUGGUAGAAAAAAAUGUUUACGAGCAUUAUGUAAUAAUAAUAAUCGUGGAACAGGUAAAAGAAAAGGGCAAAAAAAGGAUAUAAUGAAUAAUAAUGAAAUCGAUGAAUGCUGUACAGCAAUGCAAUGUCGCAGAGAACGAAGACAUGGAGGACAUCGAAAAUUACACAGGGAUCGAGAGGAUAAAAACACAUUAGAAAUAGAAAAAACAACAACAAGUCGAUCGACACAUACGAAAAGAAGCUGAAAAAUAGAAUUUUAGGAAGACUAUUUAACUAUUAUACACGAAGAUACUUAUGUAAAAAUACAAGUUUAUAUGUGCAUGUAUUUUUAAAUAGGAUAAAAAAUGACUGCCUGUGAAAAAAAACAGCAAUAAACAAAGAAACAAAAUGAAUUUAAAUUGUAAUAUAUAUAAGUAUGUAUAUUGAAAAAAAAAUAAUAAUGAAUUUAUACCUUUGUUUUUCAAAAGCAACCAAUAUAAUAUUUUUCCACAAAACUAAUGUAUAUAUAGAUAAUGUGAGGCCAAGAAGGCAACUUGUAUUACAAAUAAAAGAAAAAGAAUUUUUGAAAUAAAAUUACAAAAAAAAAAAAAUAUGUACAUAAAUAUAUUGAAUUUUCAUAAAACAAAAAGAAAAUUCAGACAAUAAAUUCAAUCCUAUUUAAAAUAAACACCAAAAAAAAACAUAGUUAUACACUAAUUUGUUUGAUCAAUAUUGUCAAUCAUUUCACCAAAAUUAUUUGUAGUGAAAAAGAAUCUUCUUGCGCACAAUUCUCGUAUAUUAUUUAAUAAGCCUAUUAUACUAAAUUAAUUUACGAGAUUAAAACACUGACAAAAUAAAAUUUAUAUACAUACAUAUAUAUAUAUAUAUGUAUGUGUGUAUGUAUGUAUGAAUAUGUAUAUACAUAUAUAUUUUACUUAAACGCUUCGCAGCAAUUUAUUUUAGUCAAAAGUAUUGCAAACAAAAAAAAAAAUACAAAAAAAAAAUUGAAACAAAUUUAUAACAAUUAAAAUAAACCAAACCAAAACAUUAGCAACAAAACGGUAACACCAAUAGAAUGGUAAAUAUAAUGUAUAAAUUGAACUAAUAAUCGAAUAAUUUUUCAAGCAUAAUUAUUAUUUAAUGUUAAAAUAUUUAAUAAUUAAUUUAUUAAAUACGAUUUAUAAGAAUAGUCAAUUUAAAAAAAAAAUGGUUACAAUACAUAUCGUAAAUAAUAUCGUAAAUGAAAUAAAAACAGUCAAAUUAAAAAAUUAACUUUAAUAAAAACUACCGAAAACUAAAUUGUUGAAUUGUUUGUCAAUUUGUUUCAAGCACAUAAAAAAAAAAAGAAAGUUCAGAAAAGAAAAAAAAACAUUUUUAAAUAUUGCAAAAAUAUACAAAAAGAAAACAAAAACACAAAAAAAAAAAAACAAAAUUUAUUUAUUAAUGUUAGUAAUUGAUUAUUUUUUAUUUAUAAUACAUUCAUUAUGUAUAAAAAAAAAAUUCAUAUUAUAUAAAUGAAUAAACAUAACUAUAGAUUUAAUAAUGUU